Messenger RNA from Rotaria sp. Silwood1, 5256 nucleotides. The record is from the annotation of a GenBank genome assembly. NCBI's taxonomy places the organism in Eukaryota, Metazoa, Rotifera, Eurotatoria, Philodinida, Philodinidae.
AUGUUAUCAUCAUUGUUUUUUCUAUACGUUUUACUAUGGAAGAACAUUGCAAUAGCCAUAGAUCCACUACCAGGUCUUGAUAUAAUUCAAUCCGGUUUUGAUGCUGUAAAAAUGUUGAAUAUUCAAGAGAAAAAUUCAACAUCUAAACUAUUCGAUUUAGGUGAUACAUCAGAAGGUGACAAUUAUACAUUCAAUGUACUUGGCAUUGAUCGUAUUUAUUCAACGCCAUUAAAUGUCCACGUUACAAACGUUGAUUCAAAAAUUGAAACUUAUUCUCAUACAGUUGCAUAUACAUUUAAAGAUUUCUGUUUAAGCUACUUUCAAUCAUAUUCAUUUGAAUAUUCAUAUACAUGUGAACAAGGAAUGAUAAGUUCGAAAUAUCAUUCAAUAUUGAAUAAAGCUCAAAAGAUGAUUAAUACAACAAAACAAACUGCUAUUAUUUCAACUGUAUGGUGGGGUCUUUAUUCUAUACAAUUACCUCCAGCAUAUUUACUUGACUUCGAUCCAUUGUUCAAUAAAAGUAUACAAAUAUUGAAUAGUCGUGUAUCUGAUCCUUAUACAGAAGAUCAACAAUUUUUAUACAAUAAAUUUAUUGAAACAUUUGGUACUCAUUAUAUCACAUCAGUCAUCAUGGGUGGUUUAAUCAACACAUAUACAUUUAUUAAUCAAACUACUCAUUCACAAUAUAAUUAUUCAAAAACAUUACAAGACAUAUCUCAUACAGUAUCGAGUGAAAAUCGUAGUCGAACAAAUUUAUCAUUAUCAGAAGAUUCACAAACAUUCAUCUUCUAUGAACCUUCAAUAAAGUCUAAUGGUUCAAAAUCAGAUUGGUUUACUUGGAUACACGCUCUCGAUAAACGUCCAAGUGUAAUUAAUCGAACAUUAAUUUAUCUCACAUAUUUACUAGAUGAUUAUCCUGAAGUUCAAAGUCACCUUCAAAAAACCAUUGAUUACUAUCAAAAACAUGGUGUAUUACCUACAUUAGCACAAUUAAAUGGUAAAAAAAACUUCAAAUUAUCGUCUGUUCAUCUACCAUCAAUAUAUGGACUUGAUAUUGUUGGUUGUGGUUUUGAUAUUCUAUCUAUGCAAAGUAAAUUAUGUCUAGUCGAUAUAUCAAAGAUGAAUGAUGAAAAUCAAUAUAUUGAUCCUUUCAAUAUAUCAUUAAUCUAUUCAGUACCAACUGGUUUCUAUGCUAUAGAUACUCCUGAUUCUUUAACAUUGAAUUUUUCUAUUCAACUUAGAACAAUUGAUGAUUAUUAUAAACGUACAUUUUAUUCAACACAUUCAGAUAGUUUUGGAUUUUUAGGAUUUGGUGCGAGUCAUAAUUAUAAAUCAAUUGAAACAUUUUAUCGACGAUUUUAUGAAGAAAAUUAUUAUCUUGCAUUACGACUAUUACAAAUAAAAUGGUAUACACUUUCUAUGAUUACUUUUCCUUAUCCAAAAUUAAAUAGUAUAGCACAGGAUGCAAUAGAAAAAUUGCCAAAUACAUUCAAUUCUAAUAAUACAAUAAAAUUUAAUCAAUUCUUUUCAACAUUUGGUACGCAUUUUGUUCAAAGUGCAGAUAUGGGUGGUCUUCUACAAUCUGAAAUUUGGUAUAAAAAAUGUUUAUUAUAUACAAAAUCUGAAACAUGGAUUAAAGAAGAAUCAAAUAAGUUUUGGUGGUUCUUUUCAAGUAGUCAAUCAUCAUCAUCUUAUCAAUCAACAAUAGAUCAACAAUUUAGAGAAUAUUCAAUGUUUUCAUCGAAAUUAAUUGGUGGUAAUCAAUUUAUGAAUACAACAUUAUGGGAACAAUGGGCACCUACUGUUAAGUCGAAUCCAAAAGCAGUACAAUAUUAUCUCAGGCCUAUUUAUACUCUACUACCUGUAGGACAACAACGCACAGCUUUAGCAGAUGCUUUAGCCUAUCUUCGAACAAAUGCUGAUACUAAUGCAAAAGAAUAUAUUUCUCAAUUGAAAGAAUUAAAUCCACCGCCACAAAGAGAUUGCGGUUUAAACAAAAAAAAACGACAUUUACGUUUAGAAAAAUCGCAACGUCAGAAACGAAGUCUAGCAUUAAAUGCAAAUGCUGCUCGUCAAGUACUAUGUCCAAUUGUUGGCUACAAUGGUUCAUUCUGUCCAGGAACAAAUAAGAAUGUAAAGUCUACGGCAAGAGCCAUGAAAACAAUUACACAAUUACAUCGUGGAGUUGGUAUGACUAUUGAUAUUAGUACUGGUAAACUAAUGUUACCUGUAUUAGAAUUAACUUAUCCAUCAAAAUUGAAAAUAUGGAAAGAUGAGAAAGGCUCAGGUCGAUCAUUUUCUAUUCCUAAUGAAAUAAGUUUAACACCCGUAGAUGUUAAUCGAGAUAAUAAACCUACAUCAUAUAUUUAUCCUACUCCAAUGCAACUUGCUGAUGUGUGGACUCGUGCUAGUGGUAGUGGUAGUUGGUUGGGUGGUGAAUUAGGUCACACAAAAUCAGUUCUAGAUAUUAAUUUGAAGUUUUUUUCUAAACAACAAGCAACAGCUAUUACUCAACAACCAAUCGGAUUGUAUCGACUCGAAGUGAAUAAUUUAACAUUAAAUGAAUAUGCUAAAGAAGCUAUAAGUCUAUUACCAACAACAUAUGAUGCAAGUAUCUAUAGUGAUUUUAUGGAUACAUGGGGUACUCAUAUUGCUGUUUCAACAUUAAUUGGUGGUAUGGUUGAACAACAAGUUGUUUUUAAAAAAUGUAUGUUAUCAAUGUUAGCAUUGAUUGGUAAUAACAUACUCGAUAGUUAUCUAACAGCGGAUUUAACAUCAAAUAAAACAACGAACAGUUUAUAUACACAACGACGACAAUUGACACUUAAUCAUCGUUUAGGAGGUAAUCCGACAAUAAAUGAUCACACAACAUGGAUUCGAACAAUUGCUGCCAAUCCAGCAUUGUUAAAAAUUGAUCGUUAUAUUCCUUGGUGGGAUGUUCUUACAGAUACUAAAAUUAAGCAAAACAUGCAAAAAGCAAUUGCCGAUCGCUUAGAUCAAGUAGCUAAAAACCAAAAUCAAUUAGAAUCUCAAAAUCAAAAUUCAUUAGGUCUUGAAACAAUUGAUGUUUCUAUUGGCUUUACACUACCUCGUACAGUAUGGGACGGUUUUAUUCCUCGUCAAGACGGACAAAUGUGUCUAACUGUCGGACCUAUUCUAUUGAAUAUUUCAUCGGUGUGUAAUAAUGAAUGUAAUUUAGGACAAUUUAUUGUAACAAAUGAAACAUUAACAGGUUUCGAAAAUUUAUUUACUUAUAAACGUGAUAAUACUACCGGAUCGUUUCAUAUUGUAUUCAACGAUUAUAAAAACAGUAAAGUCGUUGUUGGAUCAGAAGUUUAUGGUGCAGGAUGUUCUGCAAUCGAGUCAAAUAAUAACAAUAAUAAUAUACCGAUUUUUCCAGUACUGGAAUUGCCAGGACUAAACUAUCUUGCAUCAGGUUUUGAUGCUGCCAGAAUGGUGAAUCUUAAUGAAGUCUCAUCAAGUGAUCAAUCAAAAUUUCGACUUUUCGAUCUGGGUGCAUCGAACGGCAAGACCUAUACAUUAACUGUCGUGACACUCGAACUUAGCAUUGAUAAUACUAUUCGAGAAGCCUAUCAAAUGAUGCAAUCAAAAUAUACAGCAGUGGCUACGUCAACUACAUGGUGGGGAAUGUAUAGUAUUCAAAUGUUACCAGCCUACAUGCUAAAGUUCAGUUCGAUCUUUAACAGAAGUCUUUCGAGAUUAGUAUCAAAUCCUACUACUGAGCAACAACAGUUAUUUUAUAAUCAAAUUGUGACAACAUUUGGAACUCAUUAUGUUUCAUCAGUCAUUGUUGGUGGUAUUGCACAUUAUUAUACAUUUUUAACUGAAGAAUGGCAACGUCAGAAUAGUCAAAGUUCAACUGAAAAUCAAGUUUCAAUUGGUUUUCAUCUUGGUUUCGAUAUUCCCCUUGGUAUUGGUGAAGACUUUGGAGGUAUUUCAUUUGGUGGUGGUUGGGGAUUUAGUGGUGGUGUUCAAUUAGAAACAUUUAAGAAAAACUCUGCUACAAAAUUUCUUUUUCGACCAGCACCUGUAGACUUAUCCUCUACGCUAUACAAUCAUACCUGGAUAGCAUGGGCAUCUCAAACAGCAAGACAACCUGUUGUUGUCAAUCGAACACUUAUUCCUUUGUCAAAUCUAUUACUUGAUUUUCCUAUCGGUAUUGCAGAACACCUACAAAGUACCAUAGAUUUUUAUCUUAGGACCGGCAGAUUACCAAAACUUACUGAUGUAGUCCGUAAAGAAAGGCAAUCUUUGAUCUCAUCAAUGUCUAUUUCUGGUCUUGAUGUCGUCGGCUGUGGAUACGAUAUCAUAGAACUUCAAAGUAAACAAUGUCUAUUCGACAUGACUUAUAACCAAAAUAAGCUCUGGUCGAAUGUUUUCAACGGUCAUAGAUCAUAUCGAAUUCCCGAUGGAUAUUCUGUUACGGGAAUACGGGAAUUCAACUCGACAUACAACACUCAUAUAUUUGAUAGUUACGACAAAUUUAUCGAAAAUUCUAUCUAUAUGAAUGAACAAGACACGGAAAAAUUUCUUGGUUUUGGUAUGUCGUACGAACGUAAGGAUAUUGUCACACGACUUCAAAAUAUAUAUAAAUAUCAUUUAAAACUUGCAUGGACAAAUCGAAAAGUUCUUUGGUAUAAUCUCUCAAUUGUAAAUUUAACUAUUCCACCACUAAAUUCUGUUGCGAAGAUGGCCCUAAAUGAUUUACCAUCAGUCUUCAAGAAAGAAGAUUUUCAAAAAGUUUGGAAAACAUUUUUUGAUACUUAUGGUACUCAUUAUGUGACGAGUGCAGAAUUUGGUGGUAUGAUAUGGGCUGAGGAUUAUUUUAACCAAUGUCUAAUCACGAAAAAUUCAAUACAAUGGAUUAAAGAUCAAAUUAAACGUUCUUAUUGGUUUAUUUCAACAAGUGAAUUUAACAGUUUGUAUGUACCUGUAAUAAAUCAAGACUAUUUGCAAUAUCGUAUAUCGACAAUGUAUGUAAUUGGUGGAGAUAGUAAUUUGAAUUCUUUUCAACUUAAGAAAUGGAUGCAAAGUAUCAAAGAUAAGCCGAAUGCAAUCACCUAUAGCCUUCUACCUCUCUAUACACUUCUACCUUUGAAUACACAAAAACGAAAGGCACUGGAAGAGGCCACUCUUUAUAUUCGACUGCAAGCAGUAAAUAUGACGAAUGUUUAUUUAAAUAAUCUACAAUCCGUCGAUUGGUCAAUUCCAAGUAUAAAGUGUUUUUCUCCGUGA